ACUUACAAUUUUAACUGCAAUUACAUUGUGUUCUGCUCAGAUAGCAGCAAAAAUCUGAACUUGCUUCUGUCACUGUUAGUUUCAGCAGUGAAGCAGACGUUGGCUUCAGGGGCCAAAGGAGUACAAGUAGUCAGUCAGGCUCCUCUCACUGCUGCUCAGAAGAACAAGCUGAAGGAAGCAGGAGGGGGAACCUUCAGGGAUGAUGAUGAUAUCAAUGAUGUGGCCUCCAUGGCAGGAGUCAACUUGUCAGAGGAGAGUGCCCGUAUCUUAGCAACCAACUCUGAGCUUGUUGGCACAAUGACUCGUUCCUGUAAGGAUGAGGCCUUCCUGUCCACCUCUUCACUCACUCGGAGAGCUCUUGAGAUUGGAAAGAAGUUUGGUGUCAGCGAAUUGGGAACAGAUGUGAUCAACUUCAUUUCGCAUGCUACACAGCAUCGACUACAAAACCUGCUAGAAAAGGUGUCACAAGUGGCACAGCAGAAGAACUUAACCUUCAAGGAGGACGAGCGGUGUGAGCAAGUGAGCGACGUGCGAGCCCAGCUCAAAUUCUUCGAGCAGCUGGAUCAGAUGGAGAAGCAAAGGAAGGAAGAGCAGGAGAGAGAGAUCCUCUUGAAGGCUGCCAAGUCUCGGUCUCGGCAAGAGGACCCCGAGCAGCUCCGACUUAAACAGAAGGCCAAAGAGAUGCAGCAGCAGGAGCUGGCUCAGAUCAGGCAGAGAGAAGCCAACCUAACGGCGUUGGCAGCAAUUGGCCCCAGGAAAAAACGGAAAAUGUACUCUCCUGUUAGAGGUGACAGUGCAGAGGGCUCAGGGUCAGGGCCCUCCCAACCUGGAGUCUCUGGUGGAGCAGGGUCCAGACAGUUUAUGCGACAGCGUAUCACCAGAGUCAACCUCAGGGACCUGCUCUUCUGCCUGGAGAAUGAAAGAGGGACCAGUCACUCACACCUGCUCUAUAAAGGCUUCCUGAAAUAACAUCCACAUUAAAAUGACUAACCUUACUCAGUGGCAUUAAGGAAGCAGAGUUGACUGUCAGCUCAGAUCGUCUCUACCGGUACAUUCUUUGAUUGCCCACUGCUGAAUGAAGAGACGUUUGUCUAUGGGAAGAGAAUUAUGUGGAACACUGAAGGGACAUCAGCUUCUAAAAGCCUCUUCGAGCACAGGCCUUUUGUAUUUUCAGCGCAGAAAUGGAGCAAAUAUUGGAACUUGGCCCUGAUUUCAGCGUGCCUCUCAGCUCAGUUUGCUCUUCAGAGACCAGUUGCACUCAACCACACUUCCCUCAUGCACUGCCUCAUGCUGCACAGAAGAAAAAUCUCUAACUGAACUGGGCACUUCAGAUUUGAAAACCUUGUCAGUGUCCUUGCACUGAUAUCUGGGUUGUAGCAGCAAAUCUCUGCGAAUUGGUUCCAUGUUAGAUUAAUGUGCAACAUUCAGGUGCAGCCUGAUUUUACAAAACUGCAGUAAUGCUAAUUUUCUUGACCAUGUUAACGUAAACACUCUGUUUAUUUAAGUUUUUAACAGAGAUUUUAAUUUAUCACACAUUUCUACUAUUUUAAAACACCAUUUUAAUGCCUGUGGAUUGUUUUACAGAGAUUAAUCUUGACAAGUCUUGUCUUCUGAUCAGUUGCCUUCUUCCUUCUCAGCCAUAUGGAUUAGAAUGUGUUGUUCAUUUCAAGUAACUUCAUCUAUCCAACAGUUCUCUCCAGAUUUGUAGGAUGUGUGCUUUUUUUUUUUUUUUUUUUUUUUUUUUUUUUUUUUGUCUUUGCUUGAUUGGAAACAAAAAUUAUUAUUUAUAUGUGUUGUGCAUGGUGUAAUAGCAGGUGUUGGUAUUUGAACAGUGAGAGCUCCUGACACACGCUGUUAUUCAGGUUCUAGCACAUUUGCUACACAGACUUAGUAUACUUUACAUCCCUAUCAAACAUUUUUAAAUGAUUUUGUUCUGUUUCCAGUAAUUUCUUCAGCAAUGGUAAAAAAUUCAACUGGCUUUCUGUCAAUAUCCUGGUGGCAAGCUAUCUGACGAGUUAUUUAGAAGAUCCAAGAAUAAUGAAACAUUCACAUUAUGAAAAUAAUUAUCUGGAUUUGGCUCUGUGCUUUUGCAUAAUGUUACCAAGAAGCCACGCUAUCAAGUCAUUUUCCUGCCUUUUACAAAUGUCAGACAAAGACUUGUUUCAAUUAAGAUGUUGAAGUAACUUCUGGUUAAAAUGUAUUUGGGCAGGACAUUUUCUGUGAUGGAUCGUCCAUCUCAAACACAUUUGUUCUUUGCUUUUUGUACCAUUUAAAAAGAAAAAAAAAGAAGAAUGGACAUAUGUGGCUGCCUAAUGUUACUUCAACAAAUCAAAACGGUCAGUAUAUCAGUAUGGUCUAAACUGGAACUGAAGUUGCUCUUAGUGAUGUAAAGUCUUCAUGCUGUGUCACAUAUGUGCUAUAAUGUGAAUUUUAAGAAAUGGGAAUAUGGAGAAAUGAAACCCAGUAAUGUUUUGAUCGCAGUUCUUUAAGUGAAUCACGCAUUUUUAAGUUGUGCAUCCACAUUUUUACAUUUUAAUAAAUGAUGUUGGUAAUGUUUGGAAAACAUGGGCAUGAAAUGCAGAACAAGGAUUGCACUUUGACAGAUCAGUUUUCUAAAACUAGUCGAUCAUAUGAACAUACCCACUUUAUAACUUUUUGUAUUUUUAGUGCACAUACUAAUUUGGUCUUUAUACCUUUUGUCAUUUUAUGAAAGAAUGUUUAUGGGCAAAUUUUAUUACUGUAUAUACUUAAGUUUGCUAUUUGUAGAUUUAUCAAUUGACAAGUUCAAAUUGAGAAAAUUUGUCUUAUUUUUCAUGUAUAUAAAUAUGUCAAAAUAUGAUGCUUUUUGCCAAUAUCUUGUAAAUUUUGCACAGCCACUUGUUUAUAUGUAAAUAUCUGAAUUUAAAAGUUUUUAAUUGCUAUUUUAUAAUGGAUUGACAGAGAAUGAUCUCUAUUAAAACAAAUAUCUCUA
This is a messenger RNA of Seriola aureovittata, 2971 nucleotides long. Its product is annotated as transcription initiation factor TFIID subunit 4. Gene Ontology annotation, molecular function: protein heterodimerization activity; RNA polymerase II general transcription initiation factor activity; DNA binding. Bases 229 to 969 code for a protein of 246 amino acids. Gene Ontology annotation, biological process: transcription initiation at RNA polymerase II promoter. Gene Ontology annotation, cellular component: transcription factor TFIID complex. The transcript has 7 exons. NCBI's taxonomy places the organism in Eukaryota, Metazoa, Chordata, Actinopteri, Carangiformes, Carangidae. The record is from RefSeq and is a predicted model, not a curated record.